Messenger RNA from Thunnus maccoyii (southern bluefin tuna), 1391 nucleotides. RefSeq lists its product as uncharacterized. The coding region runs from base 114 to 1391 and encodes 425 amino acids. The transcript has 9 exons. Lineage: Eukaryota; Metazoa; Chordata; Actinopteri; Scombriformes; Scombridae. The record is from RefSeq and is a predicted model, not a curated record.
AAAAAGAUGCAUAUAAAGAGCACAGCAGUGUGUUGUUUUACAGGAUUUGAUGCCUUUUUAGUUGAAUCAUCAGACUCCAGGAAGAAAGCGCUCGCUGUGUCCGGGUCUCCAGAAUGAUGAAACUCAGCAUUUUCCUUCUGCUCCUCAUCCUGGGGAUAUGCUCGGCUUACACUUAUCAAAAUGUGGCCUUGCGUGGAAAAGCGACACAGUCAGACCGCUAUGAGCACAUGUUUGGAUCUGCCUACAGCGCCAUCGAUGGAAACCGUGACUCCACUUUCGCGGCCGGUUCGUGCACCCACACUGAUGAACAGACUGACCCCUGGUGGAGAGUGGACCUGCUGGACUCCUACAUCGUCACCUCCAUCACCAUCACCAACAGAGGAGACUGCUGUGAACACAGGAUCAACGGGCUGCAGAUCCACAUAGGAAACUCUUUAGAUGAAAAUGGUACAGCAAACCCGAUGGUUGGCACAAUUUCUGAAAUGGCUGCAGGCGACUCAUUCACUCUGACUUUCACUGAUCGUGUAGAGGGACGUUAUGUGACUUUGAUUCUACCUGGGUCAAAAAAGAUUCUUACACUCUGCGAAGUGGAAGUCUAUGGUUACCGUGCCCCAACUGGUGAGAACCUGGCAAUCCGAGGAAAAGCAUCACAGUCAUCACUGCAUUCAUUUGGCAUAGCAUAUAAUGCCAUAGAUGGAAAUCAUGCCAGCAAGUGGGAAGAGGCGUCGUGCACUCACACAAACAAUGACAUCAGUCCCUGGUGGCGACUAGACCUGGGGAAAACACACAAAGUGUUUUCUGUUAAGAUAACCAACAGAGAUGAUUCCUCAGAACGACUUGAUGGAGCUGAGAUCCUCAUUGGAGAUUCUCUCUCUAACAAUGGCAACAACAAUACCAGGUGCGCUGUGAUUACAAACAUCCCUGCUGAUGGUGUCUCUGAUUUCAAGUGCAACGGGAUGGACGGUCGCUAUGUUAACAUAGUUAUCCCAGACAAAGAAGAGUUCCUAAGCCUGUGUGAGGUGGAGGUUUAUGGAUACCGUGCCCCAACUGGAGAGAAUCUGGCAGUCCAAGGAAAAGCCACACAGUCAUCAUUGUAUUCAUUUGUAUUCAUUUUCCUGGGGAAAACCCAUAAGGUGUUUUCUGUUAAGAUAACCAACAGAGAUGCACAAUCACAUCGACUCAAUGGAGCUGAGAUCCGCAUUGGAGAUUCUCUUGAAAACAAUGGCAACAACAAUCCCAGGUGUGCUGUGAUCACAAACAUCCCAGCAAGUGCUGCUGUUGAAUUCCAGUGUAACGGGAUGGAUGGUCGUUACAUUAACAUAGUCAUCCUUGGAAGACGUGAGUACCUGACCCUGUGCGAGGUGGAGGUGUAUGGCUCUAGACUGGAUUAG